UUCUCAUUUGUCUAACCUAAUUUUUCCUCUUCCUCGCCGUCUCCUUCCUGAACCGCUCUCUCCUUCCUCAAAUCGGUCCUCUCUCUCACGAUUUUGGAUCUUUCUCUUCUAUGUCAUACCACAGUUUACUCCGUGCACUCGCAGUUUCCUUUUUUAUGUUACACACUUUCCACUCACACUCACCGCUAUAAACCCCAAAAACCCUAACACCUUCAAUCAGACACGCUCGAGCAUAACGAGGUUUGUCUCCUAGGGUUUUCACACAACAGACCCUUUGUCUGUCAUUCUGAACAUCAACAACAACGACGACGACGGUGGCCGACAAGAGAAAGAAGCUUAAGGUUUCUGAAAAGGGCGACAACGCUGAGGAAAUCGACGGAGAACUUGUCCUCUCCAAUAAAAAGUUGCAGGAAAUGCAAGAUGAGCUCGAAAAGAUCAAUGAGGAGGCUAGUGAUAAAGUUCUGGAAAUAGAGCAGAAGUACAACGAGAUAAGGAAGCCGCUGUAUGAUCAGCACAAUGAUCUUAUCAAGUCUAUUCCUGAUUUUUGGUUAACUGCGGCAGUGCAUAUAGGUAAAGCUUCAAGUUCCUGGUUACUGACACAGUGGAUGGACCCGAUGCUUCCUCAAAAUGCAUUCGUGUGAGAUUGAAUUCUGGUAAAUCCAACAACAAAGACAAAAACUCUAGGAAACAAAAAGAAAGAGAUGCAGGCAAGUUCCUUAGGUAAUGUUUCUGAUACCAGGCCUAUUAUUAAAUUAGAAGGGUUUAUGCAAGUAAAAAUAGAGGAGUAAUAGGGAAUAAUACUCUAAACAGCUGGCUGUGUUGUGUUUUAACAGCCAGUUUCUUAGUAUAUUUUGAAAAUAAGAGAGUGGCGGAUUAUAGAGGUCACUGAGAUGUUGAGGUUCUCUCGAAUGCCCUGAAGACUUAUAUUUUUAUAUCUUCUUUUCUCUCUUUGUUCUAUCUGAGAUUGCUCUGAUUCAAGAGAAAAGUUGUUGAGUAAGACCCUAUAUGUCUCUAUCCUUAGUCCUUAUUCACUGAGUCUAUCAAUUUCUAAGGCAUUUUGUUUGAUAAUAUAUAAAUUUAGUAAUGCUCAAUGUAUUCCAUGCUGAGUUUUAUAUUAAAACAAUUUUAUUAUGAUAUAUCUUGUAUUGGUGACUUUAUUAUACACCUUAAUCUGCCCUCACUUGGACUUUUCUUAUUUAUUGUCUAUUGAUGUUGA
Vicia villosa (hairy vetch) is the source of this 1216-nucleotide messenger RNA. Its product is annotated as NAP1-related protein 2-like. Gene Ontology annotation, molecular function: histone binding; chromatin binding. Lineage: Eukaryota; Viridiplantae; Streptophyta; Magnoliopsida; Fabales; Fabaceae. Gene Ontology annotation, biological process: nucleosome assembly. The transcript has 3 exons. The coding region runs from base 414 to 641 and encodes 75 amino acids. Gene Ontology annotation, cellular component: nucleus; chromatin. The record is from RefSeq and is a predicted model, not a curated record.